This is a messenger RNA of Cetraspora pellucida, 214 nucleotides long. The record is from the annotation of a GenBank genome assembly. NCBI's taxonomy places the organism in Eukaryota, Fungi, Glomeromycota, Glomeromycetes, Diversisporales, Gigasporaceae.
AUGUAUCCUAAUUGUGUUGCUGUUUUUGCUUUUGAUAAUAGCAAUAAUCAUGAUGCAUUUGCUAAGGAUGCUUUAGUAGUAUCAAGAAUGAAUUUUAAACCAAAAGGCAACCAAUUCAAAAUGAGAAAAACUUAUAUGCAAAAUGAAGAACAGCAAGAAAUAGUAUUUUCUGAUAGAACUCCAAAAGGAAUGCGUAAAGUUCUUGAAGAAAGAG